Messenger RNA from Nezara viridula (southern green stink bug), 1607 nucleotides. The record is from the annotation of a GenBank genome assembly. Lineage: Eukaryota; Metazoa; Arthropoda; Insecta; Hemiptera; Pentatomidae.
AUGUUAGGAGAAGGGUUGGACCAAUUACCUCAACCAGAACAAAGUUUGUGCAUAUGUGAAAUGGAACGAGGCUUGGGGAAGAUGUGUGCGGACUUUUGGCUAUUCAAUGCAUCACUAGCGCAGCGUAACGGCCAUAAUGCAAAAAUUUCUUGGAUUUUGCCUAAGUUUUCCAUUUCGGAUGGAUAUGCAACAAACCGGGGUAAACAGCCCAUUACCUUCCACCAGCAGGUCAAAAUAUCCCCACCACCUUCUCCCACUCUCGCCCUUUCCUUUGUUCUCUACGACAGUGGCGCUAGCAAACUCGGGCAAAUUCCCAUAAAACUGAGGCAAAAUGCGGGAAUUUGCCUCGAUUUGCCUGUAAUUUCCGUUACGAUUGCGACGUGCUUUGCAGCGUUCAAUUUCCCAUUACAUAUACAGAAACAGGAUGAAAUGAAGAACGAAGGACCCGAAAAAUACGGAGGACCAGUCGGGUUUGGACAAGGUAACAUCAACUCAACUGCAGAGAAUGUGAUUCCAGACGAGACAUUAGAUGUGAACAAGGAUUCCAAUCCAGAUGUUAUUCCAGACGUGGAAAAUUCAACAUUUUCCAGCCGCUAUUGAAAUAAAUUACCAUAAAUCAUUUUGAUGGUUAUGGAAAAACCAUAAAAAUCCUUUUCUUGGUAUCUAUAUGCAAAUAUAAUUAAUAAAAAUGCACGCGAUUGGUAAGGAAAUAUUUCCUUAAAAUGAGUUUUUGCUUUUUAGAUGUAACACAAUUAUUUUCUAAGAGAGUAAAAAGAGCAGUUUGUUCUUACCGGUUGUGAAUUUUCCGCCGUGGAAAUGAGAAACACUUUCGUGAUAUUGUGUAAAAAGUACAAUAUCCUUGGAUAUUGGAGCUAGCUGGACUACGAACUACCAUAACUUAAUUAAAUAAUGCAUAGACAUAAAAAAUGAAAAAAAUAAAGAAUAAUAAAAUACAACAUAACUUUAUUUAUUUAUUUCAAUAUCAUACAUUUCAAAUUCAAUAUAGUCAUUUAUAUAAACUGGAUUAAUGAAUUUAUUAUAUUUAUAAGACAAGUACUACCACAGAGUAGUAUUAUAUAUAUGGAUAUAUUUUAAAGAAAAAAAAAAUAGUAAUAAUGUAAUUUUAAUGUUGAUUAGUGUUUUGUUGUUUUUUAAAAAAGAAAAAGAAUUUCGGAAACGGCUUUUGGAGCCGAAACGUUAAAAAAUAAUAAUUUUUAAUUAAUGUAUUAAAAUUGUAAGUAUGGACUGUGAGAUUAAAUAAGGGUUUUAUCAAAAAUAAUCUUAUAUUGAUUCAAUAUAAUAAUUUUAUUUAUUUAUUCCAAUAUCAUUUGAACUUCAGUAUAUUUAUUCAUAUAAACUGGAUUAAUCAAUUUAUUAUAUUUAUAUUUAAUCAAUAUUGUAACAUAUCACAUUAUAUUAUUCAUUAGAUAAAAACUAAAUCUAAUACAUACUGUAUUUUGUUAUAUUAUUUUUCUGUUUAAUUUAUUGUGUAUAGAGGGUGAAUAUACUCACUGAUCACUUAUAAAUGUCCUUAAUUGAGUCAGAUUGUAAUAUUUCUUGAUAAACAAGUUCUAAAAAAAAAAAAAAAAAAAAAAGCAGAACUGUAU